Rhineura floridana is the source of this 693-nucleotide messenger RNA. RefSeq names its product rho-related GTP-binding protein RhoG-like. The transcript has a single exon. The record is from RefSeq and is a predicted model, not a curated record. Gene Ontology annotation, biological process: small GTPase-mediated signal transduction; cortical cytoskeleton organization; regulation of actin cytoskeleton organization. Lineage: Eukaryota; Metazoa; Chordata; Lepidosauria; Squamata; Rhineuridae. The coding region runs from base 24 to 599 and encodes 191 amino acids. Gene Ontology annotation, molecular function: GTP binding; GTPase activity; protein kinase binding. Gene Ontology annotation, cellular component: plasma membrane; cytoplasmic vesicle; cell projection.
ACUCUUCCCUUCAGAGUAAAAGAAUGCAGACGAUAAAAUGUGUGGUUGUUGGCGAUGGUGCUGUGGGAAAGACCUGCCUGCUUAUCAGCUACACCACCAAUGCAUUCCCUGAGGAAUAUAUCCCCACGGUGUUUGACAACUACAGUGCUCAGAUGACUGUUGAUGGCAGGAUGGUUAGCCUGAAUCUCUGGGACACAGCAGGCCAGGAGGAAUAUGACCGCCUGCGGACCCUUUCCUACCCUCAGACCAACGUCUUCGUCAUCUGCUUUUCUAUUGGAAGCCCCUCCUCGUAUGCAAAUGUGCGGCACAAAUGGCACCCCGAGGUGUCUCACCACUGCCCAAAUGUACCAAUCCUUCUCGUCGGCACCAAGAAGGACUUGAGAAACAACACGGAGGCAGUGAAAAAGCUGAAGGAGCAGAGCCUGGCCCCUACCACCCCCCAGCAGGGGGCGUCGCUGGCCAAACAGAUCGGAGCAGUCAAAUACUUGGAAUGCUCGGCGCUCAACCAGGAGGGGGUGAGAGAAGUCUUUGCCGAAGCUGUGCGCGCUGUUUUAUAUCCUGUGACCAAGAAGAACUCCAAGAAGUGCCUUCUAUUGUAGUCGCCAAGGAAUGCAGAGCAAAAAAGACCGAGGGCUUGGGAUGUUUUGCAGGUCGCCUUCUUAAUCUAAUUGCAUCUUGCACUAAUGGCUCUAA